Messenger RNA from Candidozyma pseudohaemuli, 1257 nucleotides. RefSeq lists its product as uncharacterized. Gene Ontology annotation, molecular function: protein binding. The coding region runs from base 1 to 1257 and encodes 418 amino acids. The transcript has a single exon. The record is from RefSeq and is a predicted model, not a curated record. NCBI's taxonomy places the organism in Eukaryota, Fungi, Ascomycota, Pichiomycetes, Serinales, Metschnikowiaceae.
AUGGUAACCAGACAGUUCUCCCUACGAGGCCACAAGGCACCAAUUGCAGGAUUUCUGGAUACUCCCCAUGGUCUUGUUUCUGCAGACAGAGACGGCUGGGUCGUUGUGUGGAGUCUCGUGACCAAGCGACCCUUGGGUUUCUGGAAAGCUCACGAUGGUCAAAUCAUCACCUUGAUCAACACACCCCAUGGAUUGUUGACACACGGCCGGGACUCGGCAAUUCGGUUCUGGACCACAGAAGGUCUUGCUGUGGAAACGGAUUUGGCAUAUAUGGGCAGGGACGGUUUGCCUAAACCGAAAUACGAGGAGAUCCCAGUGAACGCCUUGAACUUCUGCAAUGUGGACUACAUCGACGGCCGUUUGGCCACGGCAUCUACUACCGACUCGGAGAAUUUUGAUAUUUACGAGCUCGCAGCGCCAGGAAAGCCGUGGGGUCUAUCCAGAGUCGUUCAGGGCUUUUCAGUGGGCACUGGUGCUGUUGAUGAGACUAAACGGGACGGUCAGGGCAUUAUCAUGAAACUACGGUUUGUGGGGUCGUCCUUGCUUUUUGUGGGCUAUGAGCUGGGAACAGUGAAGGGUUUCAAAUUGACGGACGAGUCGAACUCAACAGCUCUGGCGAGGGAACUGCUCCUUCUCAAUAAGGACUUGAAGGUGACUGAGGUGUUUUCAUACAAUGGCCACUCGCCACAGCCGGUGCUUUCGUUUGAGUACGCUGACGAGAAGCUAUAUACGGGAUCGGCGUCCAAGAAGCUUAUUGUGGUAUCGAUCGGUGAACUUUUAAAGGAGGGAUCAAGUGAACCUGCGACGGUCAAAAAUGGACCAUCUGUGAAAGCUUCCAGCGGACUUGGGCUGCUUCUAGGACGGCCGAAAAUUGAGGUUUUGGACGACUUUGAACCUGUCGAUUGCGAGAUCUCCACCUUCAACCUUCGACAUGCUGGUAUUCUGAAUAUCCAGAUCGGCGAGGAAGUCCAUAUGAUUUUCUGGGACGGCGUGCUCAAAAGUUACACCAAGGAUUUAAAGGAAAUCAGCCGAUCGGAGAGGGGAGUGGAACGAAUCAAGGUUGAGACAGAACAGACAGAAGUCGCCAAACCUACUACCAAAGCAUUAUGUGCAUAUCUCUACCAUCCACCUCAGGUUUCUUCCCAACUGGCAUCACGAAAAGAGCUUCUUCGGCUCCGAAGAGCCAAGCAUGAAGUGUUGUUGUUCGUGGGCUACGGCGACAACCUCAUCAGUGCAUUUACGAUAGACGAACUGUAA